Messenger RNA from Thlaspi arvense, 759 nucleotides. The record is from the annotation of a GenBank genome assembly. NCBI's taxonomy places the organism in Eukaryota, Viridiplantae, Streptophyta, Magnoliopsida, Brassicales, Brassicaceae.
UAUGUUCAAGAGAUGCAAUUAGUGCCUAGUGAUGAUGAUGAUGGGAAGGAACAGGUUUUAUUUGAAGAAUCCACAUCCUCGAACGAAAUCGUAGCUGCGGAGAGAGGGGAGCGUGAUGUGGAGGAAGGAGAGGUUUCAGAAAUAGCAGAGAGUGAUGACGAAACUACACAUCUCGUUGCUGGAGAUCAACCACAGUGUCGAAUCUGCCUUGAUGUUGGAGGGGAAGAUCUGAUUGGUCCGUGUAAUUGUAAAGGAACUCAAAAAUACGUGCACAGAUCUUGUCUCGAUAACUGGCGCUCGACCAAGGAAGGUUUUGCAUUUUCGCAUUGUACAGAGUGUAGAGCUGUGUUCAAACUCCGAGCCAACGUGCCUCCUGAUAGAUGGUGGUUGAGAUUGAGAUUUCAGCUGCUGGUUGCUAGAGAUCAUGCAUUCAUCUUCAUUACUGUCCAGAUGGUUGUGGCAUUUUUGGGAUUACUAGUUUACAAGUUCUAUGGGGAAGAACUACGUGAAAUGUUUGGUUAUGAGGAACAUCCUUAUGGGUUCUACACAUUAGCGGUUUUGGCUAUUGUCCUGGUAGGACUACUUUACGGGUUCUUCAUUGCCAUUAUAUGUGGUCAAAGGAUUAAUGAGCGGCAUUACCAUGUUCUUGCCAAACAAGAACUCACAAAGGAGUAUAUAGUGGAAGACCGAGAAUGCAAGAAUGUUCCUGAGCUUGACCAGAGUCAUGUUAUGGAACUUAGAAUGUUGGGACUAUAUUGA